Solea senegalensis (Senegalese sole) is the source of this 1369-nucleotide messenger RNA. Its product is annotated as H-2 class I histocompatibility antigen, Q9 alpha chain-like. Bases 86 to 1147 code for a protein of 353 amino acids. Lineage: Eukaryota; Metazoa; Chordata; Actinopteri; Pleuronectiformes; Soleidae. The transcript is spliced from 8 exons. Gene Ontology annotation, biological process: immune response. Gene Ontology annotation, cellular component: external side of plasma membrane. The record is from RefSeq and is a predicted model, not a curated record.
AGUGUUUGUCGCUGGAGUCUCAGUUUGUCUUCUUCUGGAGAAAGACGCAGUUUCACCGUCACUUCAACAAACGGAGAAAAUCACUAUGAAGAUCCUGCUUUUACUGGUUCUGCUGGGAAUACACAGCGCGAGCGCACGAAUUCACUCUCUGAAGAAUUUCUACACUUCAUCAUCUGAAGUCCCAAACUUCCCACAGUUUGUGGCUGUUGGUUUGGUUGAUGAUGUUCAGAUGGUUCACUAUGACAGCAACACAAGGAGAGCAGAACCCAAACAGGACUGGAUGAGGAAGAACACAGAUCCACAGUACUGGGAGAGGAACACUCAGGUCGCUUUGGGUUCCCAGCAGACCUUCAAAGCCAACAUUGAAAUUGCAAAGAAACGCUUCAACCAAACUGGAGGUGUUCACAUUGUCCAGUUCAUGUGUGGCUGUGACUGGGAUGAUGAGACUGGAGAAGUUAAAGGUUAUAAUCAGCAUGGUUAUGAUGGAGAAGACUUCAUAGUAUUGGACCUGAAGACAGAGACAUGGAUCGCUCCAUCAUCACAGGCUGUCAUCACCAAAAACAAAUGGGAUGCUGAUAAAGCUUUUCUUGCUCAAAGAAAACACUACUACACCCAGUUGUGUCCUGAGUGGGUGAAGAAGUACGUGGAGUAUGGGAAGAGCUCUCUGCAGAGAACAGAGCUUCCCUCAGUGUCUCUCCUCCAGAAGUCUCCCUCCUCUCCAGUGACCUGCCACGCUACAGGUUUCUACCCAAACAAAGCCUUGUUGUUCUGGAGGAAAGAAGGAGAGGAGCUUCAUGAGGACGUGGACCACGGAGAGACUCUGCCCAACCAUGACGGAACCUUCCAGAUGAGCACUGACCUGCGAGUGUCAUCAAUCCCACCUGAGGACUGGAGGAAGUAUGACUGCGUGUUCCAGCUCUCUGGUGUGAACGAGGACGUUGUCAAAGUACUGGACAAAGACGCCGUCCAAUCCAACAGAGUGAAGCCAAUGGACACGACCAUCAUCAUCAUCGUUGCAGUGGUUGUUCUUAUCGUCAUCAUCUUCGCUGCCGCUGCUUUCUUCUUGUACAGAAGAUUCAGUGCCAAAUCCGCCCCAUCUCCUGCGAGCAGCACUGAGGUGCAGCAGCUGAACACUGAGAGAGAAUAAAUGACAAAUACAUCACCGUUCCUUUGUUCACAGAAUCAUCUCAUCCACUGGAACAAAGAGUGAUGUCACCAAAGGAAAAUAUUGAUUCUCAGUCUAAUCAGAAAUCACUGAUUGAUCAGAAAACUGAUUGAUCAUUUUAAAUUAUCAAUGCGAAUCUUCAUCAUUGUCAACACUUAUUUCACAGUAAAUACAAUGGAAUCUGGUGAAAUGUUGGCAUUCAAU